AUGUCUACCAUCACUGAUCUCGCCUUUUCCGACGAUGAAUAUGACAGUUCGUUCAUUGAGGAACCCAACUCAUCCAUCAUCUACGAGGACGAUGAAUCGUCUUUCGAAGACGACACAGAUGAUCUUGUGGAAGAAAUAAAAGACAACUUGGUGGCCAAGCAGAUGACUAAGUUAAAGGUGGAAAGCGAGAUUCCCGAAGACCCUUACUAUGACGAAGACGCUGACGAAACGUACAGUUUCACGGAAAGUGACGACAGCGACGGAGAAGAACCUGACUUCGAGGAAGUCUUUGAUAGGAAAGCCAAUGAAGAAUAUUGGAAAAGGUGUAUGAGGUUAUACCAAGUGCCUGAAAUGAAUCAUUAG
This is a messenger RNA of Candidozyma duobushaemuli, 363 nucleotides long. RefSeq lists its product as uncharacterized. Lineage: Eukaryota; Fungi; Ascomycota; Pichiomycetes; Serinales; Metschnikowiaceae. The record is from RefSeq and is a predicted model, not a curated record. Bases 1 to 363 code for a protein of 120 amino acids. The transcript has a single exon.